Molecule: messenger RNA, 1824 nt
Organism: Quercus lobata
Lineage: Eukaryota; Viridiplantae; Streptophyta; Magnoliopsida; Fagales; Fagaceae
Product: Exostosin family protein
Exons: 9
Coding region: 138-1661 (507 amino acids)
Molecular function (GO): glycosyltransferase activity
Source: RefSeq, a predicted model, not a curated record
UUCCAGCCCGGGAACCAGUAAACUAAAUAACUAACACCACCUGGUCACAUUCGAAGCUCACAUAAUAAAAACUUGAUCAGUUCAGUCAAAAAGACCGACAAGAGUCUCUCAAAUAUUGAGAUUUGAAAGGCAAAGAAAUGGCAGGAGCAGCAGGAAGGUACAGUCUAAACCCAAGAUCCAAGUCCCCAAUCCUCCUCAUUUUUCUCUCUCUCCUCGCUAUCUCCGUCCUCUUCUUCCUCUUCUCUCUCUCCCCCAAUACCCGACCCGACUACAACAACCCUCACCCGACCCGAUCACCCGAGAUUUCCUUCGUCGCUUCCUUGGAAGACUUCCUCGCUCACCGCGCCCCGAAACCCCGCUCCGAAGACACCGUUUCCGCUACCGACAACACCGACGACGACGUCGUUAAAGCGCUGGACGACUCGAUGUAUACGAUAGAGACUGAGAGAUUGGUGCACGGAGAUUCGUACUACCCUCUCUCGACGCCGAUUAGGGUUUACGUGUAUGAAAUGCCGAGCAAGUUCACCUACGAUCUACUUUGGCUGUUUCGUAACACUUACAAGGACACCUCUAAUCUCACCUCCAAUGGCAGCCCCGUCCACCGCUUGAUCGAACAGCAUUCGGUGGAUUACUGGCUGUGGGCAGAUCUGAUUGCGCCGGAAUCGGAGAGGUUGUUGAAGAAUGUGGUGAGAGUUAGUAGGCAGGAAGAGGCUGAUCUUUUCUACAUACCUUUCUUCACUACGAUAAGCUUCUUCUUGCUCGAGAAACAACAGUGCAAAGCGCUUUACAGGGAAGCUCUAAAGUGGGUGACAAAUCAGCCUGCCUGGAAGCGAUCUGGAGGAAGGGAUCACAUACUUCCAGUUCAUCAUCCCUGGUCUUUCAAAUCUGUACGCAAAUUCAUGAAGACUGCAAUUUGGCUACUACCAGAUAUGGACUCCACAGGGAACUGGUACAAGCCGGGGCAGGUGUUUCUGGAAAAAGACCUAAUUCUUCCUUAUGUUCCCAACGUUGAAUUAUGUGAUGCCAAAUGCUUAUCAGAAACAGAAUCAAAGAGAAGCACACUACUGUUUUUCCGUGGGCGCCUUAAAAGAAAUGCUGGAGGAAAAAUACGUCCUAAACUUGUAGCAGAACUAAGUGGUGCUAAGGAUGUAGUUAUAGAGGAGGGAACAGCUGGAGAGGGAGGCAAAGCAGCAGCUCAGAAUGGCAUGCGCAAGUCUAUCUUUUGUUUAAGUCCAGCUGGUGACACUCCAUCAUCUGCUAGAUUGUUUGAUGCUAUUGUUAGUGGAUGUAUUCCUGUUAUAGUUAGUGAUGAAUUGGAGCUUCCUUUUGAAGGAAUACUUGAUUACAGGAAGAUAGCUUUAUUUGUUUCGUCCAGUGAUGCAAUCCAGCCAGGGUGGCUUUUAACAUUUCUAAAAAGUGUUGGCCCUGCUCAGAUCAAAGAAAUGCAACGGAACCUUGCCAAGUACUCUAGGCACUUUCUAUAUUCCAGUCCAGCUCAACCUUUGGGUCCAGAAGACUUGGUUUGGAGAAUGAUGGCUGGUAAGUUGGUAAAUAUCAAGCUUCAGACACGGAGAUCUCAGCGCGUGGUGAAAGAGUCUAGAAGCCUGUGCACUUGUGAUUGCAGACCUGCCAACAUUACGAGCCCAGGUCUCUUAUCUUAAUGAAUUGCUACUCUCUCUCUCUCUCUCUCUCUCUCUCUCUCUGCUAGGUCAAAUGUAAUAUUCAGUUAUCCACUCUGUCAAAUUUUGGUUUGUUAUCUCUUAAUUUGUUGGUGGUAAUCUCUGUCAGUUAGCUGGAUUGUGAAUGCAAAUUUGUUUCCAUAUA